AUGGUGCGAGAGUCGAAGGAUCGGCUCUUGGCUGUCGCGAAGGGCUUUCAACUACUGGGCUCAGUGCCGGAAGACUUCAUUGAGAGACUGAGACUCUGGCAAGAACCCCUUCAUCCCACCUUAGCAACCAUUCGGUCCCCCAAUCUCCCUCGCUACACCGACUUUGUUGGCAUAGGCUCGGAGAUAGCUGGACGCCGUGUCACAAAGAGCCUAUUUGAGAAUAUAAAACUAGGCUCCAGCGAUAGUCUAAGCGGAGUUGUCGUUCUAGAGGCCCACAAUCUUUGCAGCGGUGCCAUGGGAGCUCGCGUGAUUAAUAUGAGAAAGGAUCUGGGCCAGUAUCCCAAUCUCCUGUGUAUCAAAACGAACACUUCAGCUAUUGCUAUUUCCGAGUCUCCCUCUCCUGAUAAAGGGGCAGGCAACUCGACAUAUCAGUACGAAAUAACUACCCCUUGA
Molecule: messenger RNA, 453 nt
Organism: Colletotrichum gloeosporioides
Lineage: Eukaryota; Fungi; Ascomycota; Sordariomycetes; Glomerellales; Glomerellaceae
Exons: 3
Coding region: 1-453 (150 amino acids)
Source: RefSeq, a predicted model, not a curated record